Messenger RNA from Sebastes umbrosus (honeycomb rockfish), 2083 nucleotides. RefSeq names its product retinoid X receptor, gamma b (gene rxrgb). Bases 188 to 1684 code for a protein of 498 amino acids. Gene Ontology annotation, biological process: positive regulation of transcription by RNA polymerase II; response to retinoic acid; cell differentiation. Gene Ontology annotation, molecular function: retinoic acid-responsive element binding; nuclear steroid receptor activity; nuclear receptor activity. The transcript has 12 exons. Gene Ontology annotation, cellular component: nucleus; RNA polymerase II transcription regulator complex. The record is from RefSeq and is a predicted model, not a curated record. Lineage: Eukaryota; Metazoa; Chordata; Actinopteri; Perciformes; Sebastidae.
CAGUCAGUCGAGGCUGUGAGAGAGGAAUGCGCUGGGAUGCGGAGCAGCAACAACACUAGGACAUCCACGCAACAACUCGCACAGUAUGGACAGUAAUGAUCCGUAUUUACACCUCCCACUUGAGUCUGAGUCCUGGUUCUGAGCGACUGGCGUCCUGCCAGGCAGCGCCACACUUGCACCUGAAGGCAUGUGGCACCCCAUGGCAUCACCUGCACCUGGAGGCAACCCCGGGAGGGAGAUAGGUUAUGGCCACUGUAGCGGGUCCUCUUCACGGAGUCCGCCAUGUUUCUACAGUAGCCCAGAAAGGACAAACCAAACACUGGCUGUAGAGAGAGCCUUUCACUUUUACUCUUCAGGGCCAAUGACCCACGGCCACCCUCCUCCCAUGGGUGGCAUGGUCGGCCACCCGUCAGUCAUCAGCACCUCCAGGCCCUUACCGUCCCCCAUGUCCGGCAUGGGCUCACCAAUGAACGGCCUGGCCUCGCCAUACCCCGUCAUCACAUCUUCUCUGGGCUCGCCCUCUAUAUCGUUGCCGUCCACGCCCAACAUGAACUUUGGACCACUCGGCAGUCCACAGAUGAACUCUAUGAACAGUGUUAGCAGCUCGGAGGACAUCAAGCCUCCGCCGGGCCUGCAGAACCUGGGAAACAUCAACUACCAGUGUACGAGCCCCGGGGGAAUGUCAAAGCACAUCUGCUCCAUAUGCGGAGACCGCUCCUCAGGAAAGCACUACGGCGUGUACAGCUGCGAGGGAUGCAAAGGCUUCUUCAAGAGGACCGUCCGUAAAGACCUCACCUACACGUGUCGAGACUGUAAGGAGUGCCUGAUCGACAAGCGCCAGCGAAACCGCUGCCAGUACUGUCGCUACCAGAAGUGCCUGGCCAUGGGCAUGAAGAGAGAAGGUGUGUGUGCAGCGGUACAGGAAGAGCGGCAGCGUGGAAGGGAGCGAGGGGAGAGCGAGGUGGAAUCUACCAGCAGCUUCAACGAGGAAAUGCCUGUGGACAAGAUCCUGGACGCUGAGGUUGCGGUGGAGCCCAAAACAGAGACGUACAGCGACGGCAGCCCCAGCAACUCAACCAACGACCCCGUCACGAAUAUCUGCCAAGCAGCAGACAAACAGCUCUUCACCUUGGUGGAGUGGGCCAAAAGGAUCCCGCACUUCUCCGAACUCCCCCUCGAUGACCAGGUCAUCCUACUACGAGCAGGCUGGAACGAGCUUCUUAUCGCCUCUUUCUCGCAUCGCUCAGUCACGGUAAAAGAUGGCAUCCUGUUGGCGACGGGCCUCCACGUCCACAGAAACAGCGCCCACAGUGCCGGAGUGGGCUCCAUCUUUGAUAGAGUCCUGACAGAGUUGGUAUCUAAAAUGAAAGAUAUGCAGAUGGAUAAGACGGAGCUCGGCUGCCUGCGAGCCAUCGUCCUCUUCAACCCAGAUGCAAAAGGUCUCUCAAACCCGCCAGAGGUCGAAGGGCUGAGGGAAAAAGUUUACGCCUCAUUGGAGUCGUACACGAAACAGAAAUACCCAGACCAGCCUGGCAGGUUCGCCAAGCUGCUGCUCCGCCUGCCCGCCCUGCGCUCCAUCGGCCUCAAGUGUCUGGAACAUCUGUUCUUCUUCAAGCUGAUCGGGGACACGCCCAUCGACACCUUCCUGAUGGAGAUGCUGGAGGCGCCGCAUCAGAUCACAUGACACCAGUCCCCCCCUUCCCCCUGUACAUACUCCCACAUUGUCAGCGAUAUGAAGACGGAAUUAAAAAAAGACUUGAUUCAAAUUGUAAAACAGCAUAUUUUGUACCAAGCGAAACAUUGUAAUUAAAAUAUUAAAAAAAGUAUUUUGAGGUUGCGGGGAGGGUGGAGUCUUGAGACGGAGGAUCGAGUAAACUGUCAAAAUGAAUUCUAAUAGAAUUGUUAACAGAUUUCUUUUGUAAAUAGAUAAUUUCAGGUGUCCAUUUUAAAAGCAACCCAAUGCAAUUUGAAAAGGAAUCAUAUUUUAUUCAAAGAGGAAUUGUAUAAAAAAAACAGAAACCAUCCAUGCAUUUCUUAAAACACAUCUGAGAAUUCUUACAGAAUAAAGUUAUUUAAAAAUUUA